AUUUGCAACACAGCCACUGCACUCGCCGUCGUUUUCCAACACUUCGAUUUUACGAGCACUCGCCACGUAAAAAGUGGUUCGAUUUAGGAUUUUUUAAAUACCUGACAUACAAUAUAAGAUUUUACCAUGGCCCCCACCCAAAAGGGAAAACAGGGCACCAAAGGGGCCAAGCAAAUCGUAGAGGAAAACAAGACGACUCUGGCCUUUUACAGGAACAUGGCUAUAGGAUGUGCCACCACCUCUUUGCUGAUAAGUUUUCUAGUCUUCGAGAUCACUAAAACAGUUGUGUUCAUGCAUAUUCUGGCCCUUUUGAUCCUUGGCGGUGCCUACCAGUUUAUGUUCUUCAUGUCCCGACCGAAGUUCUCAGAAAGCGGGAGUCUUUUGGACUCUGGAAACGAUCUGAACAUGGAGGGCGGCAUAGCAGAAAAUGUGAAGGACCUUAUCAUUCUAACGUCCGGGACGCUGCUGCUAGCUCUCAUCUCCAGCUACUUCUGGCUGGUGCUGCUCCUGGCGCCCCUCCGCGCAGGUUGGAUGCUCUGGGGAUCGAUCAUCCAGCCCUGGCUGUCGAGUCGCAACUCCCAGGAAGAGAAUCCCGAGGUGGACGAAAAGAAACAGAAGAAGAUGGAGCGCAAGAUGCGGCGCAUGAGAUAGAAGCCCCAGGGGGCUCAUCCAUUAACUUUAUGAGAUUCUACGUUUAUUUGUGUGGGUCCGGUUCUUGGAAGUUGUUAAAGUCCUAAUUAAACAGCUCAAGACAAAAUACAA
Molecule: messenger RNA, 762 nt
Organism: Drosophila ananassae
Lineage: Eukaryota; Metazoa; Arthropoda; Insecta; Diptera; Drosophilidae
Product: transmembrane protein 208
Exons: 4
Coding region: 127-651 (174 amino acids)
Biological process (GO): vacuolar protein processing
Cellular component (GO): intracellular membrane-bounded organelle
Source: RefSeq, a predicted model, not a curated record